CAGAAACCGACCGGAAGUGGCUGUCUGGAGUUUGUCGAAGUGCUAGCGGCUAUGCUAAUGCAAUACAGAGCGCAAUUUGAGUGUCUGGCUGAAUGUGUCAUCUUCAUCCCGGACACAGAUUUACACAUUAUCGUCAGCAUUAAACAUUCUCCACGGCAAUAAAAGAUACGGUCGCAUAUCCUUCUGUUUAUCCAGGCGCUGAAAUAAGGCAGGUGUGAAUGACCGACGUGGUGCCUACCACCGCCUUUAGUGAAAUAAAGCUCCGCCUGCUCUGCCAAGAUGACAUAGAAAGAAUAAAGGUGCUCUGUGGAGAGUGGUUCCCCAUUGAGUAUCCAGACUCAUGGUAUCAUGACAUCACAUCAAACAAGAAGUUCUUCUCUCUUGCUGCCACCUUUAGAGGUGGAAUUGUGGGGAUGAUUGUGGCAGAAAUAAAAAGCAGAACGAAAGUGCACAAAGAGGAUGGAGACAUCUUGGCCUCCAGCUUUCCUGUUGACACUCAAGUUGCGUACAUCCUGAGUUUAGGAGUCGUGAAGGAGUUUCGUAAACAUGGAAUAGGCUCUCUGUUGUUAGACAGUUUAAAGGAGCACAUCUCCACCACGGCACAGGACCAUUGUAAAGCCAUCUACCUGCAUGUGCUCACCACCAAUAACACUGCAAUUCACUUCUAUGAGAACAGAGACUUUAAACAACACCACUAUUUACCGUAUUAUUACUCUAUACGAGGAGUGCUGAAGGAUGGGUUCACAUAUGUCCUCUACCUCAAUGGAGGACAUCCACCAUGGACUAUCUUUGAUUAUAUUCAUCAUAUAGGUUCGGCACUGGCCAGUCUGAGCCCAUGCUCUAUUCCUCAGAGAAUUUACCGGCAAGCACAGAAUCUCCUGCGCAGCUUUCUGCCAUGGUCAAGCAUCUCUUCCAAGAGUGGCAUUGAGUACAGCAGAACCAUGUGAGGAUCAUCAGGCCUAACAGCGCAGGGUGGAAGAGAAUGAUUUGUCUGUGUCACACCGUCACUUAUCAAGCUUGGAUUGUGAAGACUGACAAUGGAUCUCUCUGGUCUCGAGCAGUGUAUUAUAUUUGUACAAUAUAUAUACUUUAAUAUAUGCAUUGUCAUUAGUAGAUUGCCCUCUUAUUUUAAACUCUCCACUUCAUGCUUGUAAUUCUGCAGCUGUGUAGAAAUAUGUUUUUUAAUAUAAAUAGAUUUUUUUUAAUGUGUGCCUGUUCUGUUCAGAGGAUUAUUGGGUUAAAGAUGGUAGAAGUAUCUCCUUCAAGAUGCACACUUUUUGAUCUAGUCACUUUCAUGAAUGUGCUCUAGUGUUUUGUUUGUGCAUUAACACAUUGACGCACAGCAUAUACAGUAUUUACAACCCCCCAGUUUUAAGUAUGCAAUGUUUAAAGUGAUUGUUUUAAUCGAGGCAAUGAAUGUAGUGUUGCAAUGAAGGGAAAAAGGCUAGCAUUUUAUAAAACGCUCCACCUCACUAAAUGUGUAUUGUUCAUGUCAAAUUUAAACGUGAACAGUCCUUUUAAAUUUGGAAAUGUUUUAUUAGCUAGAGCACUACAUCCUGUCACUCCAAGCAGUAUACUUUUUUUCUUUUGAAGUGCAAAUAGGUGAAUGUAUUGGAGGGAAGUGUUUGAAUAUACAGGUGCAUCUCAAUAAAUUAGAAUGUCGUGGAAAAGUUCAUUUAUUUCAGUAAUUCAACUCAAAUUGUGAAACUCGUGUAUUAAAUAAAUUCAAUGCACACAGACUGAAGUAGUUUAAGUCUUUGGUUCUUUUAAUUGUGAUGAUUUUGGCUCACAUUUAACAAAAACCCACCAAUUCACUAUCUCAAAAAAUUAGAAUACAUCAUAAGACCAAUAAAAAAAUUUUUUUAGUGAAUUGUUGGCCUUCUGGAAAGUAUGUUCAUUUACUGUAUAUGUACUCAAUACUUGGUAGGGGCUCCUUUUGCUUUAAUUACUGCCUCAAUUUGGCGUGGCAUGGAGGUGAUCAGUUUGUGGCACUGCCGAGGUGGUAUGGAAGCCCAGGUUUCUUUGACAGUGGCCUUCAGCUCAUCUGCAUUUUUUGGUCUCUUGUUUCUCAUUUUCCUCUUGAAAUACCCCAUAGAUUCUCUAUGGGGUUCAGGUCUGGUGAGUUUGCUGGCCAGUCAAGCACACCAACACCAUGGUCAUUUAACCAACUUUUGGUGCUUUUGGCAGUGUGGGCAGGUGCCAAAUCCUGCUGGAAAAUGAAAUCAGCAUCUUUAAAAAGCUGGUCAGCAGAAGGAAGCAUGAAGUGCUCCAAAAUUUCUUGGUAAACGGGUGCAGUGACUUUGGUUUUCAAAAAACACAAUGGACCAACACCAGCAGAUGACAUUGCACCCCAAAUCAUCACAGACUGUGGAAACUUAACACUGGACUUCAAGCAACUUGGGCUAUGAGCUUCUCCAUCCUUCCUCCAGAUUCUAGGACCUUGGUUUCCAAAUGAAAUACAAAACUUGCUCUCAUCUGAAAAGAGGACUUUGGACCACUGGGCCACAGUCCAGUUCUUCUUCUCCUUAGCCCAGGUAAGACACCUCUGACGUUGUCUGUGGUUCAGGAGUGGCUUAACAAGAGGAAUACGACAACUGUAGCCAAAUUCCUUGCUCUUGAUGCCUUGACACCAACCUCAGUCCAUUCCUUGUGAAGUUCACCCAAAUUCUUGAAUUGAUUUUGCUUGACAAUCCUCAUAAGGCUGCGAUUCUCUCGGUUGGUUGUGUAUCUUUUUCUGCCACACUUUUUCCUUCCACUCAACUUUCUGUUAACAUGCUUGGAUACAGCACUCUGUGAACAGCCAGCUUCUUUGGCAAUGAAUGUUUGUGGCUUACCCUCCUUGUGAAGGGUGUCAAUGAUUGUCUUCUGGAAAACUGUCAGAUCAGCAGUCUUCCCCAUGAUUGUGUAGCCUAGUGAACCAAACUGAGAGACCAUUUUGAAGGCUCAGGAAACCUUUGCAGGUGUUUUGAGUUGAUUAGCUGAUUGGCAUGUCACCAUAUUCUAAUUUUUUGAGAUAGUGAAUUGGUGGGUUUUUGUUAAAUGUGAGCCAAUAUCAUC
Myxocyprinus asiaticus (Chinese sucker) is the source of this 3057-nucleotide messenger RNA. Its product is annotated as N-alpha-acetyltransferase 60. Gene Ontology annotation, cellular component: Golgi membrane. NCBI's taxonomy places the organism in Eukaryota, Metazoa, Chordata, Actinopteri, Cypriniformes, Catostomidae. The transcript is spliced from 7 exons. Bases 219 to 947 code for a protein of 242 amino acids. Gene Ontology annotation, biological process: N-terminal peptidyl-methionine acetylation. The record is from RefSeq and is a predicted model, not a curated record. Gene Ontology annotation, molecular function: protein-N-terminal amino-acid acetyltransferase activity; histone acetyltransferase activity.